AUGGCGCCGAAUGGAUCAAAACACAGACUACAACGCUUUCUGAUAAAGUUGUUAGAAGCGGUGAUAGACGCCAGCGAGGAUGGGCUUGAGGCCUUUCGCGAUGAAGCUUUGAGCCCACUGACCAUCAUCGUAUGGCUCAAAAAAGCUGGGCGCUCACUGUGCAAUAGGAUGAAGAAAAGGGGCGUUGUUAGGUCCAUACCAUUGGUUCCCCUCAUGUUGUCCUUGCCCGUCUCGAUACCUCUGGUGUGGUUCGCCGCCUUUUUGGGAUACCUACUUCUAAGUUCGCCCGCCGUCAUCGGGGUUCUCAAGAGCUUGCUGUCCUACUUGGAACGGGGACUCCAAAAGAAGCGGGAUAUCGCAUUCCAAGAACGGUUCUUCCUACCAGUGGGAAAGCCGUCUGGGAUACACAAGCCAAUGAUGUUCUUUGAAUCACCAACCCAUCGGACUGACAGAUUUUUCUUACUCCCCCCUGAGCUUCGCUACCAUAUUUUGGACCUCGCGUUCGGUUCGCGGACAUUGCACAUGAGUCUGAACUUCCAGUGCCCUUAUUAUUUAGCAAAUAUUGACAGAUAUGACGAUCCUCGGUUUGGAUGUCAUGCCAAGAUCGAACGCCUCGUCACGGUGGAAAAUUCCCACUUGCAAAUAAACAAAUCCAAGCAGUGGGUGUGGUUUGGGUGUGUCUGCCAUCGUUCCUCAUGCCAUACAUCCAGGACAGCUCGGUAUAUGGAUAAAUUCGGCGACAACAACGGGAUUAUAUCCAGAGACAGUGACGCUCCAUGCGAGCCUAAAGAUGACAGGUGCCUGGAGGGUGUCGCUCGUUGUAAGCAAUGGCCGGGAACAUGGCCCGAGAAGUGUCAAAUUGGGAUUCUUGGAUGGCUCCUCACCUGCCGACAAGCGUACAUCGAAGGCUUCAGCGUGCUGUAUGGUAAUAACACUAUCAACAUUGCUUCGCCUGCACUUCUUCGAAGUAUUCAAGAUGUUCUACCCCAGGAAGCCCUAUUUUGCAUGACUUCACUCGAACUUGUCAUAGAUCUGGACCGUGUCCCUCUUGACCUAACCUUUAGAACUACAUCGAAAAAGAAGGCCCGAGAACACCCAUCACCUCUCUUCCCAUCCAUGGCCAACCUUCGGAUUGCCUUUUCAAGGACUUCUCGUAACGCAAGCUCUCUCGGGCUUGACCGAAACGAUCUUCACUGGACCGAAAUUAAGAAAGCCCUUCUCGGGCAGUUGUUUCCAAUGAUUGAUGGCUUUCUCGAAAGAGUUUUCCCCAGCACCACGGAUGUAGUGAUCUCCUGUCCCUCAUGGAGCUGGUAUUCAGCCGUUGACCUAGUUCUCAUCGAUCAACAAGGUAGAGCUACCUCUAAAGCGCAACACUCAAGCUUCCAAGGAACCAAAUUCUGGAGACAGUCCCCUGCGCAGGAGAUCAUCUCACCCGAGAAUGGGAAUGUUGAAGCGCUGGAAGAGGGGACUCAAUCGAAGAUCUUGCGAACUGGCUUCUGGGUUCAUAGCUCCGAGAGACCAAUAUACACUCGCUCGAGACGAGCAAACGAGGCUCCAGGAUUUCACAAGAACCACCAACAGAUUGUAAUUCACUUUGUCAUCUAUCUCCGUAAAACAACCUCUUAUAUCUUCAUAGUGCUUCCAAGUCGAGUUUAUAGCAUGCCAGCCAGUGAGGCCAUUUAUUCUUUGGCCAGCCCAUGGACUACUGUCCUCGCUCUGGUGAUUACUUAUCCCAUCAUUCGCACCAUCUACAACCGCUAUUUUCACCCUCUAGCCAAGGUUCCCGGUGCAACGGCCUGGUCUGCGUCAAGGCUCCCGUUUAUCUUUGCGCUUCUUAGAGGAACCAUUGUGCACGACUUUCAAGAUCUCCAUCGUCGAUACGGGCCAGUUUUGCGGAUCGCUCCGGACGAAGUUACCUUUGCCCAGCCCGAUGCUUUCUCAAAGAUCCAAUCUGGUGGAAGCGACAGCCGGGCAAGCCCUGAUUCUCUCAUCAGUGCGAUUGACCCAGACUCGCACGCUCGGAUUCGCAAGGCACUUGCCCCUGCAUUCACUCCACGCGCCUUGCGCUCUCAGGAGCAUGUACUCUACCGAUAUGUCAACCUUCUUGUUGAAAGGCUUCAGGAAACAGUAAGGGCAAGGCCUCAGGAAACUGAUCACGCAGUGGUGAACAUGUCACCCUGGUUCAAUUUCACCACUUUUGAUAUCUUCGAAGACCUUGACUAUGGUGAGUCCUUUGACUGCCUAGAAAACUCCCGCUACCAUCCAUGGAUCUCACUUCUCUUCAACAGCGUCAAGGCUGCUUCUUACGUAGCAGCCGCGCGCUACUACCCCGUGGUUGAGUAUCUACUUCUCAAAUGCAUUCCGGCAUCGCUUCAGAAAAUGGCAGAUGAUCACUAUCGGCAGAUUGUGGACAAGGUCAAUCGGCGUUUCAACUGGGAACUGGACCGCCCGGACAUAAUGCCACACGUGAUGAAGACCAAGGAUGAGCCAGACGGGAUGACAACCGAUCAAAUCUACUCGACAUUCAUGGUUUUGACAACGGCUGGGAGCGAAACAACUGCCACAGUUUUGCCAGGGACUCUGAAUUACUUGACUAGAAACCAGGACAAGCUUCGUAAGCUGGAAUUAGAGAUACUCGGUGCCUUCCAAAGUCGAGAAGAGAUGAAGUUAGACACUCUGAAGGACCUGCCUUAUCUCAAUGCUGUCAUCCGGGAGGGUCUUCGGCUCUGUCCUCCUAUCCCCUGGGUACUCCCGAGGAAGGUACCGCCAUCAGGAGAUACCGUGUGCGGCGUCUGGCUGCCUGGAGGGACUUCUGUAUCGAUUCAAGCAUACACGAUGAACCGAGACCCUCACUACUUCCAUUCACCUACCAAUUUCGUUCCUGAGCGAUGGCUCCCCGAGGCUACUACAGGCCGUGACUCUGUAUUUUUCAAAGACCAGCGGCAAAGCCUCCAGCCCUUCAGUGUGGGACCACGUAAUUGCAUGGGACAACAUCUAGCCAUGGCUGAGAUGAGGCUCAUCCUGGCAAGCCUUGUAUGGACAUUCGAGUUCCAGCCGGCAGGCCAGCAGCUGCGCUGGGAGGAUCUGAGGACUUUCUUACUGGUGGAGAAGAAGCCAAUCAACGUGCGGAUGAAGCUGAGAGACCCUUCGCUGAGGUCGUCAGCUGCGUAG
This is a messenger RNA of Clonostachys byssicola, 3171 nucleotides long. The record is from the annotation of a GenBank genome assembly. Lineage: Eukaryota; Fungi; Ascomycota; Sordariomycetes; Hypocreales; Bionectriaceae.